Zea mays is the source of this 1499-nucleotide messenger RNA. RefSeq lists its product as uncharacterized. Gene Ontology annotation, biological process: cellular response to phosphate starvation. NCBI's taxonomy places the organism in Eukaryota, Viridiplantae, Streptophyta, Magnoliopsida, Poales, Poaceae. Bases 290 to 1129 code for a protein of 279 amino acids. The record is from RefSeq and is a predicted model, not a curated record. The transcript is spliced from 3 exons.
CAUUUGUCCACUCCUGGGUGCCCUUACCAUUUUUCCUCCCUCGCCUAAACACGAUUACACGACUCAUCCAAAAUGACGCGUCACAAACUCACGAAUAAAACCGCCACCACGGCGCGAGACGUCGGCGCCCGGAAUAUUCCUGUGGCUUCGCAUCACCAGCACCACCCGUUGCUCGUCGUCGUCCUCUGCAUCCGUCCCCUAUUUAUCCGUCCCCUCCUCUCCCGCACUAGCUCCCAAGUUCCAUCCCAUCCCGCCACGAAAUUCUCCACGCUCCGAUCCAAUCGCAACAAUGAAGUUCGGCAAGAGCCUCAACAACCAGAUCGUGGAGACGCUCCCGGACUGGCGCGACAAGUUCCUGUCCUACAAGGACCUCAAGAAGCGGCUGAAGCAGAUCGGCGCCGGCUCUGGCGAGCGGCGGAGCAAGCGCCAGCGGGUGGGGGACGGGCGCGGCGGAUCCUCGCCGCCUGCGAUGACCCCGGAGGAGGCCGGAUUCGUCGCGCUCCUCGACGCCGAGCUCGACAAGUUCAACGCCUUCUUCCUCGAGAAGGAGGAGGACUACGUCAUCCGGCUGAAGGAGUUGCAGGACAGGGUGGUGAGCGCCGCGGAGGUGGGGUCGGCGGAGGAGCUGCUGCGGGUGCGCAAGGAGAUCGUCGACUUCCACGGCGAGAUGGUCUUGCUGGAGAACUACAGCGCGCUCAACUACACCGGGCUGGUCAAGAUCCUCAAGAAGUACGACAAGAGGACCGGCGCGCUGAUCCGCCUGCCCUUCAUCCGGAACGUGAUGCAGGAGCCGUUCUGCGCCACCGACGUGCUGUACAAGCUCGUCAAGGGGUGCGAGGAGAUGCUGGACCAGCUCCUCCUGCCCCGGAACCAGCAGCGGCCCGUGCCGAGCGACAACGGCGGGGAAGGAGACAGCGACGGCGACGACGACAAGCAACGACCGGCGGAGCCAGGCGCCUCAUCGCUGCCCAGCGGCGGCGGCGGUGGCGCUGGCGACAUGGAGCUGGAGGAGAUCGAGGACAUGGAGAGCAUGUACAUGAAGAGUACGGUGGCCGCGCUCAGGGCGCUCAGGGAGAUCAGGAGCGGGAGCUCCACGGUGAGCGCGUUCUCCCUGCCGCCACUACGGUGAUUGACACGUUGUGUUCGGUUCAGUAGCGAAGCGAGACAGAACGGGGCCGACUGCGCUGUUGCUGUAGGUAGUGUUUGGUUCAAAGAAGACACGAACAAAAUGAAAGAAAAUCUGUAAAAUGAUAGUAAUAUUCAUCUAGUAUUCUCAAUCUCACUGCUCCCACAAAACUUAAGGGGUGCAUCGAAUGCACAAGUGACCUCCGCUCUACAAAUCAAUUUCUCGCCGCCUGUUUCUGAUCCAACUCUCGCCGCGGAAAUUGCAUGUCUGUUACUUGAGCUCUCCAGCUAGGUUGCAAACUCAGAUCUCGCUUCUUGACCAAAAAACCACUUUAUAACUUUUCUGUAUAUAUCUUGUCUGUGCUGAACAUCAU